AUGUCAUCGAAGUCUAAAUCACCACCUCCGGACACUGCUGGAGUUGAUAUCCCACCGUCGGUGCUAGCAAUAUCGAAUCUUAAGUGCCCUUCACCACCCCCAAUUUUAAAUAAGCCAGGAUUUAAAUCUCCACCUCCUCAGCCACUUGAUGAGGCAGGAUCUCCAGCCCCAGGUGCACCAUCUAACCGUGAAAGAAUUCCUGCUGGAGGUGCUAUACUAAGCAAGAAAGAAAAGCUUGCACAAGGUACAACAUCACCAGCUUCUGUGGUUGAGCCGGACACUGUCACGGAGAACCACGUCAAGCUUAUUACAACUGCUCCUACACAGUCCGAAUUGGAUUUUGUAGCAAACCCUCCAGAGAAUAGUAACCACCAUAAAGUGCCCUCCGUCCACGCGCAUUUCUAUGCUGAUGAAUUGACAAAGCCCUUGAAAAGCAGAUCGAGGAGCGGCUCGUCAGCUGCUGCCUCUGAUGCUGGCCUGGGUUCAGAACAGUUCUUGGCUAACAAUGGCUCAGUAACCAACUUUGGAAUGGCUGCUGCAACAGCCAACAACCAAACAAUUGCAGGAGCCCUUGGAGAACAAAACGGCAACAUCGAUCCAAGACUCCCUACUGACGAUGGAAAAUUGCAUGUACUUAUUGGAGUCUGUGGUGCUCUCUCCGUCAUCAAGGUAAAGUUAAUAGUUCAUAAGCUUUUCGAAAUUUACACACAAGAUAAAAUAUCUAUUCAAUUAAUUCUUACUGAAGCCAGUGAGAAUUUCAUCCCACAGGAGAUACUACACCACUUGGAAAACACCAAGAAGAUUAGAAUUUGGAGAGAUUCAGACGAAUGGACAACUUGGAAAACAAGACUGGAUCCUGUAUUGCACAUAGAGCUUCGUCGUUGGGCCGAUGUAUUAGUUGUAUGUCCAUUGACAGCCAAUACUCUUUCAAAGAUAUCACUCGGUAUGUGUGAUAACUUACUUACCAACGUAAUAAGAGCAUGGAACACAUCGUAUCCCAUUUUGUUGGCUCCGUCUAUGGUCAGUUACUCAUACAAUGCCAUCACUACAAAGAGACAGAUACGGUUGAUCUCUGAAGAAAUGCCUUGGAUAGAAAUCCUUAAACCUGUAGAAAAGGUGAUAGGAUCGUAUGGUGACAUUGGUAUGGGGGGUAUGAUGGAUUGGAAUGAAAUUGUCAAUAGAAUUGUCAUGAAGUUGGGUGGAUAUCCAGAGGAAGAAGAUGAUGACGAUGAGUCGAAAAACAACAACGAUGAUGCCAUCGCGGAUGACGACAACGAUGAUGAUGAUGAAGAUGACGAUGACGAUGAUGAAGAUGACGAUGACGAUGAUGAAGAUGAGGAUGCAGCAGAUGAGGAUGCAGCAGAUGAUGAAAGUAAUCAGGGUGUUCCCAGCAUUUCUCAGGAACUUGAUAGUCUUAAAUUCACUUAG
Messenger RNA from Dujonia railenensis, 1428 nucleotides. NCBI's taxonomy places the organism in Eukaryota, Fungi, Ascomycota, Pichiomycetes, Serinales, Debaryomycetaceae. The record is from the annotation of a GenBank genome assembly.